This is a messenger RNA of Xyrauchen texanus (razorback sucker), 909 nucleotides long. Its product is annotated as coiled-coil domain-containing protein 106-like. Bases 1 to 909 code for a protein of 302 amino acids. NCBI's taxonomy places the organism in Eukaryota, Metazoa, Chordata, Actinopteri, Cypriniformes, Catostomidae. The record is from RefSeq and is a predicted model, not a curated record. The transcript has 4 exons. Gene Ontology annotation, cellular component: nucleoplasm.
AUGUCGUGUCGUGACGAACGUCUUGUUAGCGCGGGCGGGAUGGAGGAGGUGGACAACGUCAAAUCCCUACCCCAAACCACGAGUCGGAUUCAGACGCGGGCCGGUACUGGAAAAAGGAAAGGUCAAAAGAGGAAGAUUUCUGAGAUGGAGAAUGACUCUUUUGUCCCAGGUGUUGAUCAAAUGGCCCCCACUGCCAAUCUCAUUUUUCAGAAGCAAAAACACGAGGUGGAACUGGCUAAACAAAAAAUAGCUGCUCAGGAAGACAUGAUCGUGGAGCUAACCAGGGAGAGAGAUUUCUUAAGAGAGCAACUGUCUCUGUCAUCAAAAACCUCCAGCUUAACAAAUUAUGAGAAAUCCCCUGACCCCUCUGCCAAGUCAGCUUCUGAUUCGUCUUCGUCCCCUGAGACAAGUUCCUCGUCAUCUACCAACUACUCAUCAAGCUCCUCAACCUCCACAUCUUCGGACGAUGGCAAGAAGAAGAGAAAAGGGAUGAAGAAGAAGUCAAAGAAGAUAAUGAAGAAGACGAAGAGGAAGAAACGCAUGAGGGGGACAGAAAGCAAGAGAAACACAAGGAGCUGUGUUUCAAGAGCACGUGGUCCAGCAGAAGUCAUAGAACGCUACGCUAAAGUCCUGAGGACCUACAAAAAAAAGAAGUCAAUCACUGCUGCAUGCAGAAAGGUGGGAGUGGACCGCAACACUAUCAGCUUAAAUGCGCCCAUUGCUGAGCUUACCAUCGCUGCCCCAGAGAAAUAUGCUGAGCUAAGCAAACAACAUACCAGAAAGGACAAGCUUGGAGAUUUCACUGGUAAAUGUCUGGAUGUCAUUGUUACCAGUACAGACAUCGAGGACAAGGUCCAGGCCCUGAAGAGAUCAGGGAAACUACUCCCUCUUGGGAAGGGCAAUUUUUAA